Molecule: messenger RNA, 2520 nt
Organism: Neoarius graeffei (lesser salmon catfish)
Lineage: Eukaryota; Metazoa; Chordata; Actinopteri; Siluriformes; Ariidae
Gene: kirrel1b
Product: kirre like nephrin family adhesion molecule 1b
Exons: 15
Coding region: 1-2520 (839 amino acids)
Biological process (GO): cell-cell adhesion
Cellular component (GO): cell-cell junction
Molecular function (GO): cell adhesion molecule binding
Source: RefSeq, a predicted model, not a curated record
AUGGGCAUGAGCUGGGACAAGGACUCAGACAUGGGCAUGGACUCAGGCAUGAACUCAGGCAUGGACAUGGACUCAGUCAUAGGCAUGGGCAUGGAAUCAGGCACAGCAUUGGCGACGCUGGAGGUUGCCUUGUUGAUCACCGAUGGGAACAUGGCAUCAGAGAUUGCCCUGUUGACCUCCGAGCAGAGCCCCGUGCUAGCUGGACCACGCUUCUCUCAGGAGCCGGCAGAUCAGUCGGUGGUGUUGGGGGAGCGGGUUGUACUCUCUUGUGUGGUGUUUAACUACACAGGCAUCGUCCAGUGGACCAAAGACGGACUUGCUCUCGGCAUUGGAGAGGACCUGAGGGCAUGGCCACGUUAUCGUGUAUUAAGGAUCAUUGAUGUGGGUCAGUAUAACCUGGAGAUUUCAUCAGCUGAGCUGUCAGACGAUUCUCUGUAUGAAUGUCAAGCCACUGAAGCAGCACUCCGAUCCAGAAGAGCCAAACUCACUGUCCUCAUUCCCCCAGACGAUCCAGUGAUAGAAGGUGCUCCAGAGAUUUUGUUGACAGCAGGAAUCUCGUACAACCUGACAUGCAUUUCCCGAGGGGCCAAACCACUUUCAACCAUAGAGUGGUACAAAGAUGGCGUUAUAGUGGAAGGAGCUCACACUAGCACUGAGGUUUUACCUGACAGGAAGCGAGUAACCACGCGCAGUUUCCUACCUAUUCAGCCAGUAGACACAGACACUGGACACAACUUCACCUGUGUCGCCUCCAAUCUGGCUGUGCCACUGGGCAAACGAGCCAGUGUCACACUCAAUGUGCACCAUGCUCCCACAGUUUUAUUAUCGAUUGAGCCUCGUUCAGUUCUAGAGGGAGAGAGAGUAACAUUUACAUGCCAAGCUACAGCCAACCCUCCUAUCAUGGGCUACAGGUGGGCCAAAGGUGGAGUAAUCCUGGAGGGAGCGAGGGAGAGUGUGUUCGUGACUACAGCUGAUCACUCGUUCUUCACUGAGCCUGUUUCCUGCCAGGUGUUCAACGCUGUGGGCAGCACCAAUGUCAGCAUAUUGGUGGAUGUACACUUUGGUCCGAUCCUGGUAGUGGAACCAAGGCCUGUAACUGUAGAUGUGGACUCUGAUGUAACACUGAACUGUAAAUGGGCAGGAAAUCCUCCUCUUACACUCACCUGGACAAAAAAGGGCUCCAGUAUGGUUCUGAGUAAUAAUAAUCAGUUGUAUUUGAAGUCAGUGAGUCAGUCCGAUGCAGGACAGUAUGUGUGUAAAGCCAUCGUACCCAGGAUUGGUGUUGGGGAGACGGAGGUCACACUCACAGUCAAUGGUCCACCAAUUAUUUCAAGUGAACCAGUUCAGUAUGCUGUAAGAGGUGAGAAGGGCGAGAUCAAAUGCUACAUUGCAAGCACACCUCCUCCUGACAAAAUUGUUUGGGCCUGGAAGGAGAAUGUGUGGGAGAAAGAUAGAGGCACUCUGUCAGAGAGAUACACAGUAGAGCAGAGCAAGCCUGCAUCAGAAGGGGGUGCUGUGCUCUCCACCCUCACCAUCAAUAAUGUGAUAGAGUCAGACUUUCAAUCCACGUACAACUGCACAGCCUGGAACUCAUUUGGACCAGGUACCAUGAUCAUCACACUGGCAGAGACAGAUAUUGUCCCUGUAGGUAUAAUAGCUGGUGGAACAGUUGGAUCGUCCAUCCUUCUGCUUCUCUUCUUGCUUGCCCUGGCCUUCUACCUCUACCGCCAGCGAAAAGCCAGUCGUCGAGGGGUUGCACUGAAGCCUGACAUAAAGGUUGAGACAGUCAACAAGGAGACACCUAGCCUAGAGGAAGACACAGCAGAUGUCUCUACAGCAUCUCGCAUGUUUCUUCCCUCUGUCUCCCUCUCUCCCUCCACUCAGCCUUUCAAAGAGGACACGGACCUGAAGCAGGACACACACAGUGAAACACUGGAGACCAAGGAGGAGUACGAGCUGAAGGACCCAACAAAUGGGUAUUACAAUGUGCGAGCGACGACCCAUGACGAAGGGCGUACCACGGCCCGCUACCAGGAAUUCCGGCCACCAAAUCCAGCUUCAGUCUCCACUUCUGCAGCAGGCUCAGCACCCAGCAUUAAUCCCGCUCCCAUUGGCCGCUAUGAACCGCGCCCACCAGCUCGGAUUACUCACAACACUUACGCCCACUUUAGUACCAUCGCCAGGACCAAACAAAGCCAGGGUCCACCCAAAGCAGCGCUUCAGACCACAGAUUAUUCCAGAGAAUGUGGCCUGUUGGAAUCAACCAAUCAGCUCACUUAUGACACAUAUGGAUACCAACCCACAGCGCAAUACGCUCAGUACAGGCUUGGCUUUGCUCCGCCGCUUGAGGAAGGACCAGCCUAUGAGAUGUAUCCAACAGGACAAGGGGUGGGGCCAAAUCAAGGGGUAGGGCCAGAUGCUGGACUGGGGAAGUACGGGAGCUCAACACGUUUCUCCUAUUCAUCUCCACCCACAGAAUAUUCUCAGAGACACACGCAGAGGAUGCAGACACAUGUAUGA